This is a messenger RNA of Saccostrea cuccullata (small rock oyster), 1927 nucleotides long. RefSeq lists its product as uncharacterized. The transcript is spliced from 2 exons. The record is from RefSeq and is a predicted model, not a curated record. Gene Ontology annotation, molecular function: zinc ion binding. Bases 118 to 1911 code for a protein of 597 amino acids. Lineage: Eukaryota; Metazoa; Mollusca; Bivalvia; Ostreida; Ostreidae.
AUAGGUUCAGAAUCCCUUAUCGCCUGCGUCACUAAUGAGAUGCAGAGGCUUUGGGUUAUGCCCUUAUCUCAGAUGCCCGUAUGAUGCGGACAAACAUUAUCUUGUACGAUCAUAACAAUGGCGAGUACUAGUAAGUUUCAGGCAAUCAAAUUAACAGAAGAUGAUGUUCCUGGUGCAAAAUUAAUUUAUCCAGAGGUUGAAAAUCAUUCUGUUGUACAAUUAAGAAGAUGGCUACUUUGCAGAGGAGUUAAAACAUCUGGAAAUAAGUGUGAUCUAGUGCAGAGAGUAAAAGACUGCAUUUCAUCUGGAAACACAGACAUAAGUGUAAGUGUUGAUGCUGGGAAAUGGAUGGAUUUGAAGGCAUCAGAUCUUAAAGCAUCAACUUCAGAUGAUGCAUCAAGCAACCCAAAAAUUCCCCCUGUUGUUGGUUGGAAAGUUUUCCCAUCUACAAACUUGCCACAAUAUUUCAAUGAAGGUCAUAUUCAUCAUUAUAUAAUUGAAAGUGUGCAGUUAGUAGACAAGCCUGGAAAUGAUUCGGGAGAAGAGGAUAUUGAUGACCUACACACAUCAAAACCAUUAAAAAAAGGGAAACAAUAUUUCAAGAGUGGGCAUGUUUGCAACUUAAAGGACUUUAAGUCAGGAAAUAUUUAUUUUUUGAAGGCCUCUGUAAUGGCAUCCUACAGAAUCAACACAUCGUACAAUGUCACCGUAACCAUGUCUACAGAAACUGGUUUUGUGCAGGAUGCUUCAUGCACUUGCAUUGCUUCAUCCAUGGGAAGAUGUAGCCAUGUUGCAGCUGUGCUAUUUGCCCUUCUGGACUAUUGUCAACAAUAUGGCCAUGAACCAGCUGCUUGUACUUCAAAAAAGUGCGAGUGGAAUAUUGGAAGGAAGAAAAGAAAGAAUCCACAAAAAAUUACAGAAUCUAAGUAUUCCGGAAUCAAACAGAAGAAGAUUGACGAACUGAUCUCAUAUGACCCCCGUCCACCAACAUAUCAGACUGAUGACAAUCCUGAUAUUGAAGAAAAUACAUUCUGGCAGGAACUACAGUAUAAAAACUGUUCCAGUAGUAUGUGGGCUACACUUCUGAAAUAUAAUUAUGCAGAUUAUGACAUAGAUGACCUGCAUGCAGAAGAGCUGAAGAUUAAACGUACAGUAUUUUUGGAAAACCUUUCGCUGUCCUUAAACACAGAUCCUACUGAAAUUACAUCUUCCCAGCGGUGUGAUGAGUGGAAUUGUCACCGACGUGUACGAAUAACAGCUUCAAAAGCAAAGACAGUGGCUACACUUAAAUCCAACUCAGCCAUCAGAAACACUUUGUCAAACAUUAUGUAUCCAUCUACAUCAUAUCAAACAAGAGCAAUGCUUUACGGGAUUGAAAAAGAAUCACUUGCUUUUUCACAUUAUACUAGUUCAAAGAAAGAUGCUUGUCCUUCAUUUGAAGCUUGUACGACGGGAUUCUGGGUAUCUCCAAAGAAUCCAGAGCUAGGAUGUAGUCCAGAUGGAUUGGUAACCGAUCCUAGUGAGCAGAAUGGAGACAUACACGGUCUACUGGAAAUGAAAUGUCCAUAUGUGCUUAAAGAUGCAGACAUUGUAAAUUUUGAUUCAGUUUUGUCAGGUUCACAGAAAUCAAAUUUUUUUCUCGUGAAAAAGAAAAGUGGAACCAUUGCUCUAAAGCGAAACCAUGAGUAUUAUUUUCAAGUUCAAAUGCAGUUAGGAGUAAUGGGUCGUAAUUGGUGUGAUUUUUAUGUUUGGUCUUCGAAAAGCUCUUUCUGUGAAAGAAUCACAUUUGACAAAACAUUUUGGGAAAGUUUAUCUCAAAAACUUGUUAAAUUUCAUCACACUAGACUCUGUCCUGAGUAUUUUGAGGUAAGAAUUCCAAGGAGACUAGAACCAGUUGAUUUGUCAGAGUAAAAUGAUAUAAUUGUGA